Molecule: messenger RNA, 3829 nt
Organism: Ylistrum balloti
Lineage: Eukaryota; Metazoa; Mollusca; Bivalvia; Pectinida; Pectinidae
Exons: 12
Coding region: 258-3335 (1025 amino acids)
Biological process (GO): DNA repair; DNA damage checkpoint signaling
Source: RefSeq, a predicted model, not a curated record
AUAUUUGUAUAAGACAUGUGAAACCAUGAAAUGCUGUUAUUUACCAAUAAGACAUUCAUGAGUUAUUAUGCAUGUUAACAUGCAUAAAAGGACCUACAACAUGACUGUGUAUAUAUGUUGUUAGGUAGCCGUAUACGUAUUGUGUUCAUAAUUCACGAGUUCGCUUCAAAUUAACUGGUGUUCGCCAUGACGUAUUUAUUCUUUAUAAAAAAGAAUGUAUAGGAUAUACAAAUGUUUAAAGAUUGAAAUUUUGAUUAAUGGCCUUAAAGCCAUUCUUUUCCUGUAUGAAAGGGAGACAAUUCUCCAUCAAUCCGAAGAAAAAUAAAGUGGAUAAAACUUUCAUUGAAUGCAGGGCCGGUGAGGUAUUUUCAGGAUCCAAUCAAAUAUCGGAGACAACAGUUAGUUGCUUCAGAUUGGACAUGGAGCGACAUCCACCUUCCAAACGAAGGAAAACUGACGAGGGAUAUCAAGGGGAGGCAACUGAACAAGAUGAAUGGGAUGAUGAUGAUUUUGACCUACAGUUGACUCAAGCAGAGCUAGAGCACAUAGACACAAUGGCGUCACAAGCAAUAACACAGCCCCAAACAAGCAGCAUUGCUCAGGUCAGGAAAAUAACAAAGGAAGCAAUAGUUUGUGCUGACCAAAACAGUCCAAGGCCUCCACCACACAAAUCACCUGCUGUACCAUUGCCCACAGGUAGCCAAGGGUCUUUUGUGAAACCACAAAAUAUUUCCAGCAACAAUUCUUCAUCUUCUUCACGGAAUACAUCCUUGUCUUUAUCAUCAAGGAACAAUUCAAUGUCUUCUUAUUCCUCAUCAAGUUCAUAUCCAGUUACACCUAGAUCAGCAGGUAGCCACCAAAGCUCAUCUAGCCUGCGAUCUGAUUCCUCUGUAGAGAUGGUUGUAGGCCAUGGCCAGUUAUCAAGGAAGUCAAACACCACAUCUUCAGCCAAUUUAGACUCUCAGUCCCUUGAAGUUUCCACAAGAAGCUUCCAUGGAGAUAUGGUUAGACACAGAAGGGAUAGCACGGACAUAAAUGCAGAGCCAACUGAGAUGCAAGAAAUAAAGAAAGAACUUUUCCAAAAAGACGGAGAGAUAAAGAUUCUACGUGAUACCUUACAAAAGAAAGAAGGGGAGAUCACUCAGGCAAAGAAGGAGAAAAUGCAAGCAAUAAACCAGCAACAAAGAGAACAGAGUGAGCAUGAAAAAUAUCUUCAAGCCAGUGUAGAUCGACUCAACACUCAGCUGCAAUUUAAAGAUAGGGAUAUAACAGAACUGCAAGAACGUUGUCGUAGCUUUGAGGCAAGACAGCAGUCAGCGGAGGGAGGUUAUAUAAGCAGUAGUCCUAGAAAAGUUAUCGUCCCUCAACAUAGUCCUAAGCCACACAGAAACAGGUCUCACUCUCCAGUAGGUAAUGUCGGCUUUCCAACUCAACACAGUUUUAUGGCUGAUGACCGCUCACCUAAGGCAAAAUCACAGCUGUCAGUGCUUCAAAAAGAAAACAAGAAUACAAAAGAUAUUGGUACUUGUACUGUGGGAGUUUACCCACCUGUAGCCACACCUAGGUCUACUAGUCCAUCUCCUGUCACAAGGUAUCUAAGGCGAAGACUAUUUCUAUCUACAGCUGAUCACCCUACAGGGGUGUUGAGUGGACCUCAGCUUGUGUCCAGUCUUCUGGAGGCAUCUCCCUGUGGUGGAGGUGUGGAUCAGGGCAUUGUGGGAUUGUUGCACAUGCACACAGGAAACUGUGAUCUUCAACGUCUCCACUUUGACCGCGACAACAGUAGUAGCAUUUUGUCUCCUCUGCCUAACAGACAAAGGCCUUUUGACCCUAAGGUUUCACCAAAAAAGUGGGUUUCUGUUGGAUCCUCUGAACAUCGUACUUUAGCACUUCAAGGCAUGCAGACAUUGUUACACAACCGGCAAAGUGGUGACAAUUUUAUAGACAAAGUUAGUGUCAAUGUGUUAAGAAAUGCUGCGAAGUCAGAUGCUGAUCCUAAGAAACAUUUGGCAGACACAUCCCUAGUAACAAGAAACAAAGAGAAGGUCUCCACUGACCAAGACAUUCCUACUGACUAUGGUGCAGUGUUACUGCUGCCUCUGCUGGCUGACUACCUCGGCCACUACCAGGACCUACUGACUUGUGCCGUAGAAGUCAGCCCACAGAGCCCUCCAUCCUCCCGAGGUAGCAGUAGUCUAGACAGCUCAGUGGAAUCACUCAGCAGUUCCCUGUCCCUCCUUCUCCGAGACUCUGCUCUUUUUGCUAACAAUCUGGAGGCUCUUGCACUCGCAGCUCUAUCCAUCCUUCACAGACUCGUCUCUUACUGCCCAAGUGUCCGUGCGGUUUUGUUUGAAUCACCAGAAUCUAAUGCAACCACAAGUGUACAUGACGCUACAAAUGGACAGAUGGCUAAACACAGACAUGGUGGAGAUGAUGGUAGCAACCAUGAUACUGAUAUUUCCUCAUCUGGGUCCUGUUCAAGGUCACAAGGAUCUGGCAUUCACCAAUAUGUUGAAGACAUUUACUUAUUAAGAAAAAUCUUUAGCCUGGCAAACCCAGGGCAGGGGGUACACAGAUAUAAUGUCCAUAUUGUAGAGAGAGCUUUAGACAUUCUGAUAGUGCUAGCCACACACCUGGAAGAGGACCAGGUCCAACAGUUACUGCCAUUGCUUCACAAUAGUGUGUUAGCCAAUUGUUUAGAGUGUGACAAUGACAAGUCUGUGGUGAUUCGUGGACUGAAGCUGUUGACUACUCUGGUCAAAUUUAACUCCUUUGUGUCUAGCCUGUAUGUAGGGCCUGAUGGCUGUCUUUUGUGUCUUUUGUACAAUGUGUGUAUUGGUCCUGUGGAUGAGGUCUCUUCAGAAUAUCGGCUGCAGACAAGUACACAACUGUUCCACUGUCUUUACAACAUCAUCAGUGUUCACAAAGGAGGUGCAGUUCUCCUUCUACAGAGUGACUGUCGGUGCAGUGUACAGGUUAUUCGGACAGUGGUUGUGGUGUUGCAUCGCCUCCUUUUAUUGUAUGAGGAGAGAGAGAAAGAUGGAUCUAAAUGUGAGGAAGAAAACAACCUUCUAGUACCAUUGAGCCAAGGAGUACUGUUGUUACAUACGCUGUACCAGAAGGAUGAUCGAUUCUCAGAUCACCGAUUCCUUGUGGAACAUCAGUAUGUGAGACUCGUCACAGGCCUAACUAGUGUCUUCAAACAUCUCACUGCCAACAAUUCUCAUGAGUUAAGUGCCUUAGGAGAAUUAUGGGACUUUGAUGAUGAAUACAAUGAAUUUUCUCAAGAAAGUGAAGGUGAUGAAGAGGAUCUUCAACAGAUGGAUGUAUCCUGACAGGUCAUCUCAUCAUAGUACUAUCAUCUUCUUCUUCUGAUUCAUUCUACUUUGUUUGUAAAAACACAAGAACAAAUCCUGGUACACCACAUAUUGUUGUCUGACUGACUAACAAACGGUCAUCAUUCCUACCUCUGUAUCAUGCCACAAAACCAAUGGCUACCACAUGUGUAUUCUUUAAAAGACACGUCUUAGCAAACUAUUUCAUGUGGCUACACACGGGCAAGUCCUGUACAUAAACCUGAAUUGGGUUUAUAAUUUUGUGACUGUGUCUUUAUAUUGUGGAGUAUUUUAUUGACUUAAGUUGAUUACUGACUGACUAAUGAAAAAUUUGAAUUAUAAUUAGAAUAUUUCUAGUAGGUUAUAUAACAGUUGCCAUGUGUUGUUGUCUAUAUCAGAUGAUUUAACAUGAUAUAUAUACAUGUUAAAAGAUAGAUGAAGAUUUUACUUCCUUAUUUAAUAUGUUUUGAUAUGAGAAAUACCACGUGGAGUGA